GGGAUAGGUAUGGUUACAGACAAUUGGACCAGGGGUAUGAGAGACAGACAGAGAGUUAUCCAGCCUAUCAUCCCCAUAACUACAUAAAGCAGGACGAGAUGUGCCCAUACAAAGCUGGAGACUACAGCGCCUACAGCAAUGGUUAUGCUAAAACUGCACCAAUGGAGAAGACAGACACAGACUUCUGCACUGACCAACCAGAUGGUCAGUACGCCAAUCCUGGCCUGUGCAACAAAGUAGACCCCAGGUGCACAUUCAUCCAAUGCUCAAGUGGCCGUACAUUCAUCUUCAAUUGCGCCCUGGGUUCUUACAACGGAGACUCCUACCGCCAUCACUGUCCCGCAUACGGGAGCUACUUCAUGGGCUACUAUUACCGC
This is a messenger RNA of Owenia fusiformis, 377 nucleotides long. NCBI's taxonomy places the organism in Eukaryota, Metazoa, Annelida, Polychaeta, Sabellida, Oweniidae. The record is from the annotation of a GenBank genome assembly.